Messenger RNA from Chelonia mydas (Green sea turtle), 6337 nucleotides. RefSeq names its product HAUS augmin-like complex subunit 5. The record is from RefSeq and is a predicted model, not a curated record. The coding region runs from base 3885 to 6023 and encodes 712 amino acids. The transcript has 21 exons. Lineage: Eukaryota; Metazoa; Chordata; Testudines; Cheloniidae. Gene Ontology annotation, cellular component: HAUS complex; centrosome. Gene Ontology annotation, biological process: spindle assembly; centrosome cycle.
GUCUCGACGGGCAAGGCCGGCGUUAGCCCGCCGGUGCCGUCAGCACGCUGCAGCGAAGGGGCCGGCUUCAUGCAAAUAGAGAGAACCUUUCAGGCGGAGAAACGAGUGACGAGGCGGCCGCGAACAAGCUGGAGGAACGGAGCAGUUUUGAAGCUGAAUUUUCAGGCCGGAGGCGGUUGGCUUUGGUUGGUGAGAAUGGAGCGGUAAGGCAAAGGCAGUCGGCGUAGAUUGGAAGCGCUCAGAGCAUGGCGGUGGCGUUCGUGCCGCUCAGCGGCGGCGGUCACCGUCCGGCGGAGAGCUGUGGGAACGGGUGGGCUGCACAACCCCCCGAGUUGAGGGUAUCGCUUCUCGGCCUUUUGGCUAAGAUCAAGUGUAGUAUCUGUUCUUAUCAGUUUAAUAUCUGAUACGUUCUUUAUCUGAGAACUAUAUAUUAAAUGGAUUUUUGAAACAGGGAGAUGGAGUAGGAGCUUGCUCCAUCCACUCCACGCAUCGACCCGGUAUUGCAGUACUUCUGGGAGCGGUGUACCUCCCCCCGGGGAGACUAUGGUGGUUCAAAAACAGACUCAGUAAAUCUCUUUCUUCUUUAAUUCUCAAUUAUUCAACUCUUCGGUUUGUUUGCGGGGAACGGUGGGUUGCAUUAAGGGUCCGCUGCAAUUCUGUCAGCGGGGAGGCGGGAGGAGUUUUUUGUGGUACUGGAGAAUUAUUUAAAAAGCUGGGACUCUGCUGUGCGCGGUGAGUGCUUUUAACAGGAGGAGGCGUGAAUAGGGGGUUAUCAGGGAGAUACGUCUUUAUAGACACGUGACCUUCAAUAUUAUAAAAAAUAACCGCAUUAUGAUUGGAUAGACAGGUGGUAUUCUUCUCCCCCCCCAACAGAUGGUCUAUGUGUUUUGAUUUGUAAGCUCAAGUGAAGGCAGUAGGUGUGGGCCUGCACCCAGCACGCAGGGGCCCCAAUCCUCUGUAACAGAAGUUCAAAACACUCAUAUUUAACUUCUGGUUCCUAGGAUGUGGCUUGGGACAGGACACUUCAGGUGGCUGCCCCUUUCAAAGUGCUCUGCAGAGCAAAGAUUAAACUGUUUACCUCCUCUCCCAGGAGAGCUCAUUAUGCAGUGUUUGUGACAUGCUUUACAGCUGUGAAGUGCUCAGCCUUACUCUUCUGUGAAAGGUUUCAGAGGGGUAGCCCUGUGAGUCUGUAUCAGCAAAAACAACGAGGAGUCAACGAGAAACUGCAGCGCUGGAAUUAAUUUGCAAACCUGACACCAUCAAAUUAGGCCUGAAUAGAGACUGGGAGCGACUGGCUCACUACAACAAGUAAUUUCCCCUCUGUUGAUAGUCACACCUGCUUGUCAACUGUUGGGAAUUGGCCUCGUGAGCCCUGACCCGCCCCCCAACUUGAAACAAUAAAAAGGGGUUGCCUGCAAUUCCACUAUCCCCGUCUCCAACUGUGGCCAGUACCAGCUGUUUGACAGAAAGGUGGGAGAAGCCCCAGAAUGGGCAGCGGUGGAACCAGCUGCCCACAGAUACACUCAAAGGCCUUGAUCCUGCAAGGUGCCAAGAGCCCUGACAUUCUCUGACAUUCUCCAAAACCCACUGGUGCCACCCCACCCGCUCCCCUUUGGACAAGCAAGUACACGCAGAGGACAGUGUUUGCCGAUGCUUGGAACCCUACAGACAUAGGAACCCCUCGAGACAUAGAGGAAACCCACGGAUCACCACACCUAUCUUCACAGAUCCAGAAAUCACCCCAAACACACCAAGCAAUCUGUUGUCUACUGGCGGGCACUCAGAUCCCACAGAAUACGCUCUGAGGGACAGGCGCCUUAACACGCUCAAAACCGCCUUCGCCAAAGGGGGACACCCCACCAGAGAAGUACAUCGCAUCGUGGAAUGGGCCACCCAGAUACACCAAGGAAACGUGCUUCAAUACAGAAAUAAAACCCCCACCGACCGCACACCCCUAGUGGUCACCUACCACACCCUACGCUGCAACCCAUAGGGGGUAUCAAACAACUAAAACCCAACAAAUCUUUCCUGAAGCCCCACUUCUGGCCUUCAGAACAACCCCUAAUCUCUCCAAGCUCAUCAUCAGAAGCGAGCUCCCCACAGACCAGGACACACCAACUCACAGCAGCACCAGACGCAAAACCUGCAGACACAUCUCCACUGCUACAACGACCAACACACUCCACAACACGCCUUUCGAGAUCCACGGGUCCUACACGUGCCAAUCACAACAUGUGGUUUACCUCAUCCAGUGCACCAAAUGCCCCAACAACAACUAUGGGGGUGAAACCAGAGAAUCACUAUGCUCACAGACGAACAGGAAAACGCUAAGACAAGACCACCGCGUCAUCUGUGGGUGAGCACUUCUCACAGAGCAAUCACUCUUGUCUGUGAUCCAUCAGCCCUCAUCCUCAAAGGAAACCUGCACAACACUUUCAAAAAGACGGGCCUGGGAGUUGAAAUUCAGAACUUUGCUAGACACUAAAAAUCCCGGACAGAAUAAAGGUACUGGGUUGACGGUUUAUUUACAACAAUCUGGAAACCACUAACCACCUCCCCCAACUGCUUUCUCCUCGGCCCCUUUACUUUCUUUCCUGUGACUGGAGGAGCGUUAACAGGCCACUUCACCUCAAAAAAGCGUCCCUUGAAAUGUGUUAACUACGCUAAACAAGCUAUUCCUCCUUCUGCUUAGCAAGCGGUGAAACGCUGAGGCUUUGUCUACGCUUUUCAGAGUAACAGCCCUGUUAUUGUCUUUCUGGGGCGUUAAAACACCAACACAAAAACCCCACCCGCAGGCCCCAAACACAGAAGUUUAACUAGGAAAAGCGCCCGCGUGAACAGCGCUCUGUGUGCAGGGAGCCGCCGCUGCUCCUGGGGGGUGGCACUGUUUUGUCUGCGGGAGAGCUCUCUCCCGCAGACAAACCGCAGCUACACUGCGCGCCUUUGGUUUGUCACGCCCCUGAGCAACGCAGCGAUGCCGAUGUAAGUCCGUAGCGUGCACCUGGCCCGACUCCGGUUUACUUUUGCCAAGGCGAAACACACUGUUGGCACGAACCAUUUAUUCUCGGCACACUUCUCUCUGCCCGCCCCUCCCCCCAAAAAGGAAACCUAAAGCACCCAAAGGAAGGGGUAACAUUAGCCAUAAAUGAGACAGACACACAUGAGCUUAACAACCAAGAGACACACCCCACCAGCUACAGCCAGAACAGUCCCCUUUCCACACAUCUCUGUGGGCACUCACCGGGGUCAUCAUCUUUCAGAGCUCCUGCCGCCACUCCCCCGCUGCCAAAGACUGACUGACCUCGCCCACGGGGAGAAACCCAACGUAAACAGUGCCCCAGGCGCCUCCCCUUUCCCCACCAUCUCUCGGGAGGCCCCGACAGCCAUAACGUAGAGGUAGCGGGGACAGACCAGCUCCUUUCCAGGACACCACCAACAGGAGGAGGAACUGGGACCCGGGUCCUUGGGCACGUUAUGCCUGUAGUUAAGCAGAACGGGUCUUGGCCGUGGAUCUGAAGACAGCGGAUUUACCUCAUACCCAUGAUCCUCGUGCGACUGAAAAAAAUCCGCACGUGUAUAAAAGUUACGGGGGAGGGGGGCCGUGUAACUGCCGGCUUCAUUUUAAGUGGGAGAAAAGGAGGGUCUGGUAGGCAGGGUACUGAACUGAGCCUGGAAAGUCACUGGUUCUAUUCCUAACUCAACCACAAAGGCCCAGAUCUGACCUCGAAGGCGUUUAGAUGCUUAACUCCCACUGAUUUCCAUGCGAGUUAAGUGCCUAAAUACCUUUAAGAAUCUGGGCCCAGUUCCCGCGGUGACCCUGGGCUAGUCAUUUAAUUUCCCAGGGCCCCGAUCAACGAACACCACCACUUCCCUCCUUCACAAGCAUGGCGGGGAUAGACUCAGGAGGUGCACAGAGACUGCAGUGGUGGGGGCCAGAUAAGUACCUCGACCGAUUGCGGUUUACCUGGAUUCCUUAUGGCAGUCCCAGGAUGACAGACAACCCAGGAGCUGGGGUCAGGGAACAGGGUUUAUUUCCUUAUUCGCCUUCACGUCGGAAGGAAAACGGAGCGAAUUCUGAGCCCCUCGAGUCACACCGGAGUCAGCAUGUGCUCAGGCCAGUGUGCGGAGAUCUGGAGAUACGUCACCCGGCAUGUGCACCACCAGAGGAAUGUGAAGAAGAUCCGAGGGAACUUGCUGUGGCCUCUGUCACUCUCCACGUUCAGCCUCCUUUACUCAGGCCUUGCCUCAGGUACCAGCAUCUGGAGGAGGCAGAGGGAAAGCCCAGUGGGUCGGAACCAGAGCAGGAGCGGCGCCAGCAGCUUGCCCAGGGCGUGGCCCGCCUGCGUGGGGAGCUGCAGCAGCUGGACCUGCAGAUAGAGACAGCCCAGCGCGAGGUCAUGGCUGACGAGGUCUCCCUGGAGGCGGCCCAGGAGCGGAUCCGUGACGCCCAGCGCCGCUCCCUGCUGCUCAAGGCCUAUGCGGCCCGCCUGGCCAAGGAACGCCAGCAGCUGCAGGGCAGCGUAGCACAGCUGAGGGGGCGGCUGGAGCAGCUGAAGGACAUCAGCAGAAAGGCCAAGGUGGAGCUGACGAUGGGAGGGAAGGUGCCUGACCUCGGAUUUGCUGGCUUGGAGCCUGAAGUACUGCGGGACGUGCGGACGGCCUGCCAGCUGCGCUUCCACUUCCUGAAGUCACUCUUCGAGCACAGCACAUCUGGGGCCCUCCCCAGCGGGACAAGCGAGGAGCUGCUGGACGCGUCCUACCAGCACUGGCUGAGCACGGUGGAGGACAUCGUGGGUUCCCACCCUCCCAACCAUGUCCUGGCAGCCCUGGAGCACCUGGCCCUGGAGAACACCCUGCAGAUGCAGGAGCUCACCAGCCGCAUUGACAUUCCCCGCGACGUAGAGGCCCUCAAGUUCCGCUACGAGAGCUCCCGUCUGGAAGACCUGGCGGGGCCGCCAGCAGCCCUGCCCUCAGUCCGGGGCCUCAUACAGGAAGGCUGGAGCAGGUGUGAGGAGCUGUGGGUGCAGCAGCUCCCCCUACAGGCCCGGGAGCAGCGCGGCACGGCGCAGCUUGCCUCCCUCGUGCAGGAGAUGCACCGGCUGCUGGCGGACGGCUCGGAGCACGCCAUCCUCGCCAGGGCGGUGCUGGAGCUGGAGCUGCGGGCUGUGCGGCUGGCAGGGCUGCGGGAUGGGCUGCGUCGAGGCUGCCAGGAACUGGAGCAGGAGGCAAGUGCCCGCCAUGCCGAGCUGCAGGCCUUGCAGAGCAAGCGUCAGCGCAUCCUGGACUUCCGCCACCUGGUGCGCGAAAAGCAGCAGCACAUCCGGGCGCUGAUCAAAGGCACCUCCUACAUCAAAUCCCAGCUCCGCAAGGACCAGGCCGAGGUCCAGGCCUUCGUGCAGAGGAAGCUGCUGGGCCCGGAACAGGACGUGACCCUGGAGUCGCAGCGGCUGCACGGGGGGGUGGAGCGCGAGGUCCGUCAGCUGGGGGCCAUCGCCCUCCCCUGCCUGCUGCACCGCAGCCUCCCGGGGUCCCAGCAGGUCCCGGCCCACGAGCUCUCCAUCCAUCGGCUGGACCGGACGGGGCUCGCCCUGGACCGGGCCUUCCUCACUGUGUGCCAGGCUGCCGGCUUCCCUCUCUACAAGGCCCCGGAGCACCUCCUGCCCCACAUGGCUGAGCUGAAGAAGGAGCUGCUGGCCCUGCGUGCCCAGCUGGGUUACAAGAGCCAGGCGCUAGCCAGCCUGCAGCAGCGCCAGGGGACCGACGUGCAAGUCCUGCUGCAGGCCCUGCGGGACCACGACCGGGAGCAGGCCGGAGCCCUGGGGCCGCGGAUCCAGCUAGUGACUGAGCAGUGCGAGCGCCGCAUCGAGCGCUGGCCCGAGGUGCAGGCCACGAUCGAUGCCUGGUGGGAGCAGCCGGGGCAGUUCUCCCUGCCGGCGGAGCACCGCCAGGGCCUCACCUUGCAGCAGUGGCUGGAGCGCUGGACCCUGGCCCUCAAGACCCUCCAGCAGCACAGCUGGGCCUGAUGGCCCUGUCCUGCCUGGGAGGGGCUCGGGGAGCCCCGCCCCCAAAGGGGUGAAGUUGUAGGUAGCCACACCCAUGUUAGGGAAGGAGUGUGGGUGGGACGCGCCUAUCGGGGGUGGAGUUAUUGGGGGCCUAACCCAGCUGUCCCCUCUUCUGCAAGGUGGGGGGUCAGUGUAAGGGGGGGUGACCAGAUGCUGGUGGUGGGAGGGCUGGUGGGGCUGAGCGGAGGUGGAGUGGCGGUGUCAGGUGUGGGGGGGAUCCCAUGUGGGUUUUGUGGCGUUCUGUAAUUCCCAAUGUUCUGAAUAAACUGACUAAA